Messenger RNA from Lotus japonicus, 3737 nucleotides. Its product is annotated as G-type lectin S-receptor-like serine/threonine-protein kinase At4g27290. The record is from RefSeq and is a predicted model, not a curated record. The transcript has 8 exons. Gene Ontology annotation, biological process: protein phosphorylation; recognition of pollen. Gene Ontology annotation, molecular function: ATP binding; protein serine/threonine kinase activity. Bases 1158 to 3647 code for a protein of 829 amino acids. NCBI's taxonomy places the organism in Eukaryota, Viridiplantae, Streptophyta, Magnoliopsida, Fabales, Fabaceae.
UAUUGUUUUCAAAAGCUUUGGUAUGGAGGUCUGAUAAACUCGUGUGGACUCUGGCUGUGCUCAGUGGUUGCUGGUUGCCGCUGCAUCACGGAAUUACGGACACAGAUGCAGGUUGAUGUGACCGCAAUUGCAGUCCUGAUGCAGAUACGGUAACUCCAAAACCCGUUGCUGCUGCAAUUGUGGUUGCAUUCUGCAAUUUGAAACCAUGCCUAAAAACCCUUUGUGUUUCUUGAAUGAAACAAUUGUUUCAGCCUUCAAAUAUGAAUGGUGAAUCUAAGGAAGCAGUAAUAGCAAAAGAGGCAAUUAAUUGCAGGAUGUUUCUGUCCUUGCAUUUUAUGUGUCUAUCUCCUUGUUCAUACUUAAGUUUAAUUAGGAUGAAAGAAGAGUGGGUCUGAAAAGAACCAACAAUGAGGUGGCUCACUGAGAUGCAAACUGUAAUACUAUAUUUCUAAAUUAUUGAAUCAUCAAAGUCAUGGUCAUCCUUGAUUGGCUGUUCUUUUCAGCUGGAAAAAGAUAAACAUACUUUUGAUAUAUUUAGACCGAAUUUCUUUUCCAUUUCAUUUUCACUCGCUCUUUCUUCUUUUCCAUUUCAUUUUCAGUCAAUUUUUCUUCAUAUUCAUAUCUCUCUUAUUUUUCCAUCAUUUCAUUUAUCACAUCUCUUUCUCAUAUAUUACUAUAUAUGUGGGUAAAUUUGGGGUGUUGAUGAAGUUUUUUUCCUUACUACUUUCCAUUUUGAUACUGACUGCCACUUUGUGACUUGUGAGCCUAACAAGGCUGCCACACAGAAAGGAUACGUGGACUAACAAUUGAGAUAUUGACGACCAGGGUUUGCCUUACAAUAGUUUUCUAUUGAAAGGACGUGAGGACUAAUAAAAGUCACAGAAAUUCUCACAAAGACACGGGUAUGUCUAAGAAUGGUCAAUGCCUGCACAAAAUCAUCACCAAGUUCGUUACUCAAGAUAUUGUGAAAAUCUUCAGCUACCAUAUACACCAAAGAGUGUACACACAUGAAAUGAAAGCUGACUGAUAAAGAAAAGACUCAAAAGAGAGAGAGAAAAGAAAGAAAGAUAUAAUCAGUGAUAAGAUGUGAAAAAAUUGAGGUGGGGAGGCGCUAAAAAGUACUAUUAGAGUAUAACAAAAUAAGGAUAUAUGGAAGCAUGGAACUACAGGGAUGUAAAGCCAUGAAAUAUUUUCCUCUUAUUUUUGUUCUUACUAAGAUUCUGUUGUUCUUUUCUUUUACCUCCAGUGCAGCUGACUCCAUAUCCCAAUCUCAAUCACUUUCUGAAGGCAAGACCUUAGUUUCUGCAGAUGGAAGCUUUGAAUUUGGUUUCUUCAGCCCAGGAAGUUCGGCAAACCGGUUCUUGGGAAUAUGGUACAAGGCAAUACCAGUUAAGACUGUUGUCUGGGUUGCCAACCGAUCCAACCCAGUGAAAGACAACUCUAGUAUGUUACAUAUCAACAGUGAGGGCAAUCCUGUGCUUGUUAACAACAAUGGAACUCUGAUUUGGUCAGCAGAGUCAAGAAAGAAGGCUCUCAAUCCCAUUGUUCAGCUCUUAAAUUCAGGGAAUUUAGUUUUGAGGGAUGAAAGAGAUGAAGAUCCUCAAAACUACUUGUGGCAGAGCUUUGAUUAUCCUUGUGGUACACUCUUACCAGGAAUGAAACUGGGUUGGGACUUGAAGACUGAUCUUGAUAGGCGUGUAUCGGCUUGGAAGAAUUGGGAUGAUCCAUCGCCUGGUGAUUUCAAAUGGGGUAUCUCACUUGAAGGUGUUCCUCAAGUAAUGAUGUGGAAGGGCUCACAAGAAUACUACCGUGGCGGUAUAUGGAAUGGCCUUGGAUUCAGUGGCGCGCCAGAACUGAAGAACAAUCCACUUUUUGAGUUUGAAUUUGUCUCCAACAAGGAUGAGGUGUACUACACAUACAGCCUCAGGAAUAAGUCUAUGAUUUCAAGGGUUGUUCUGAACCAAACCAGUUAUACUCGCCAGAGGUACAUAUGGAUCCAAGAGGCUAAAACUUGGAGAAUUUAUGCAUCAGUGCCUAGAGAUAACUGUGAUUUCUACAAUCUUUGUGGACCAUAUGGAAAUUGCAUCAUAGGCGACUCGCCAGUGUGCCAAUGUUUAACAGGGUUUAUGCCAAGAUCACAAAAAAAUUGGGACAAUAUGGACUGGACUGAAGGAUGUUUACUCACUCAACAAUGGAGCUGCAAGGAUAAGAGCCAAAAUGGGUUUUUGAAAUUUAGUGGGGUGAAAUAUCCAGAUACUUCUCAUUCUUGGGUCAAUGAGAGGAUGAAUACCAAUGAAUGCAGGGGUAAAUGCUUGGAGAACUGUUCCUGUAAAGCUUAUGCAAAUUCAGAUGUUCGAAAUGGAGGCAGUGGCUGCUUGUUGUGGUUUGGUGAUCUCAGGGAUAUUAGACAAUUUUCUGGUGGUGUUCAGGACCUGUAUAUUCGGACUAAAAUAUCAGAGUUAGGGGUGAAAAGGGAACAUAACAUUAAGGUGGUGGCAAUAAUCACCAUUGCAGCCGCUGUUUUUAUGGUGAUUCUGGGUUUGUUGUACUAUGUUUGCAAGAGGAUGAAGAAGUCCAGAGUUGAUGAAACAGAGGACACCUUGAGGGUACAGAAUAACGAAGAAAGCGAGAAUGAAGACUUGCAGCUUCCUUUCUUUGACCUUGCUGUGAUUGCCAAAGCAACUGAUGGCUUCUCAAUUAACAAUAAGCUUGGAGAAGGUGGAUUUGGAGUAGUAUACAGGGGUACCCUAGCAGAUGGACAAGAAAUUGCUGUGAAGAGGCUCUCACAAAGUUCUGGGCAAGGCUUCAAUGAAUUUAAGAAUGAAGUCAUAUUGAUUGCGAAACUUCAGCAUCGAAACCUGGUUAAGCUUCUUGGUUGUUGCAUUCAAGGAGAGGAGAAAAUGCUUAUCUAUGAAUACAUGCCCAACAAAAGCCUGGACUUCUUUAUCUUCGAUCAUGCAAAAGGUGAAGUUUUGGAUUGGCCUAAACGCUUCAACAUUAUAUGUGGAAUAUCCCGAGGACUUGUGUAUCUUCAUCAAGAUUCUAGGUUGAGAAUAAUACACAGAGACCUUAAAGCAAGUAAUGUCUUACUUGACAGUGAGUUGAACCCAAAAAUAUCCGAUUUUGGUUUGGCUAGAACUUUUGGAGGAAAUCAGACUGAAGGAAACACGAGGAGGGUGGUCGGGACAUAUGGUUAUAUGGCACCUGAAUACGCGAUUCAUGGCCUAUUCUCAGUAAAAUCUGAUGUCUUCAGCUUCGGUGUAAUAUUGCUGGAGAUAGUAACUGGAAAGAAGAACAGAGGGUUUUCUCAUUCAAGUAACAGUAUAGACCUUAUUGGACAUGCAUGGAGAUUUUGGAAAGAGAACAAACCCUUGGAUUUGAUCGAUCCGCGCAUGGAGAAAUAUUUAUCUGAUCUAUCAGAAGCAUUGCGUUGCAUCCAUAUCAGUCUUCUCUGUGUUCAACAACAUCCUGAGGAUAGGCCAAACAUGUCAACUGUGGUUGUGAUGUUGAGCAGCGAGAGUGCCUUGCCUCAACCCAAGGAACCUGCUUUCCUUAUUGACAAGUCCUUUCUUGAAGCUGAUUCCUCCACCAAGCAUCCAUCUUCUUCAACCAAUGAAAUAAGUGUUACCAUGUUAGAGCCCCGGUAGUGGAACAUUUUCUAUUCUGAACUAAUCUAUUAUGAACAUUGGCCGGAACAAGCGCAAUUAAAUUGUUUUAUAUCAAUUUUUCCUUUUCGA